AUGAGAAAGCUACGGAGAAAUGGAAACCAGAUCAACAUCCGAUGGAUCUCGAAGAGCGAAGACAACAAACUACUGGGCCUGGCUAAAGAACAGGCCAGAGUCGCGACACAAGAAGAUGCUCUCCUGCAAGAACGCGUCCCGAGAAUGAAGUCAACCACACUGAAUAUUGCACGGUCCCAAGCAGUCCCCAGCAAUGACCUACCAGUAAACGUGGGGAGACACGCAAAACGAGUUGAUGCAGCACUCCCAGGCAAACACACCCAACAGCUAUAUGAUCGAUUAUCGUGGAAAGAAGCGAGCGUGCCGGCUCAACUCCGAACCGGCAUGGCAAGACUCAAUGGUUAUCUCUAUGGAAUCAACGUAGCAGACACGGACCAGUGUGCGUCGCACCGAACGGAACUACUACAAUGUACCAACACCCACCGAGGAAAUAUAUCCUUCUCCCCAGGAGGAAAGUCGCCUUCCGAUGAUCAGAAGUGGACGCCGAACUUAAGGCGGUCCGGGCCUCAAUACGAUUCGCCAUGGCCAUGGGCCGACUCGAGGCCACCUAACCAUGCCGACGAACUUAAAUUCCCCUCCCUUUUUACCGAUCUAAUCCACCAACCACCUCGUUUUUCAGAUGGUAGACGCGCUUCAACUGCCGAAGAUAGGAUGUUGAACACUUGGAGAAGCGCCUUCAAGCCAGCCUACUAA
This is a messenger RNA of Penicillium taxi, 693 nucleotides long. RefSeq lists its product as uncharacterized. The transcript has 2 exons. Lineage: Eukaryota; Fungi; Ascomycota; Eurotiomycetes; Eurotiales; Aspergillaceae. Bases 1 to 693 code for a protein of 230 amino acids. The record is from RefSeq and is a predicted model, not a curated record.